UCUAACGUGUGCUUUUUCAGAUAAAAUGAUAAUAGCGCGAUUACAUAAUGUUGCAGUACGCAAGAAUUGUUUACAAACAUUGAAUACGUACACUAGAGUUUCCUUAAAGAGCGCAAAGCACUUGUUUUCAGGUGUAGGGUUUGAGACAAUGUUUAUUUACAGAUUAUCCUCCAAUAUGAGACCGAGCUCAGGGCAUAAUCUAGCCACUCUGCGUAAACUUAUGAAGGACCGGAAGUAUGUACAAGAACCCCUGGCAGCGUACAUUGUUCCAUCCUGUGAUGCACACCAUUCAGAAUACCUCGCAGAUGUUGAUGAAAGAAGACGUUAUUUGAGCGGAUUUACGGGUUCCGCCGGCACUGCAGUGGUUACACAGAAUCAGGCUUUUCUUUGGACAGACGGUCGUUACUAUCUCCAGGCGCAGCAGGAGAUGGAUAUCAUUAAAAACCUGGAACCCGGCAGCCAUGUUGGUACUGAUCGACUUCUUGUUUCAAGUACGGACUGGAAAAGUAUGGCGGGAAAACUUGAUUUGGCUGGAUCUCAGCUGAUAUCUGUUGAAACUAAUCUCGUGGAUUUACUCUGGACAGCUGACAGGGAGACAACCAGACCAGCAAGGCCUACCAAUCCUGUCUUCCCAUUAGGACUGGAGUUCACAGGUCGAACCUGGCAAAGUAAAGUUGAAGAAGUGAGGAAAGAAAUUAAGAAAGAUCGUUGUGAUGGAAUCGUUUUGUCAGCCUUAGACGAGGUCGCCUGGGUUCUCAACCUUAGAGGCUCUGAUAUUGCGUUUAAUCCCGUGUUCUUCAGUUACUGUGUUAUUACGCUUAAGGAGGUUGUUCUUUUCCUGCAACCAAGUCAGGUGAAUCCUACUGUACAAGAUGCUCUCACAUCUGGAGAUAUGGAGGAAAAUGUUUUCAUUCAAGAUUAUUCCAAAAUAAAAGAUUAUAUAUCUGGUCUGGCAUCAUGUACUGGUAAGAUCUGGUUUUCUGAUACAUCCAGCCAUGCUCUGGUCAACCUACUACCUCCAAACAAGAUUCAUUCGAAGGUGACCCCAGUAGCCAACAUGAAAGCGAUUAAAAACCCUGUGGAACUUAAGGGAUUUGAAAAUUGUCAUAUUCGUGAUGCGGCCGCACUCUGUGAAUACUUCAGCUGGUUAGAGAAGCAUGUUAAGACUGGUCAGGUUACUGAGAUAUCUGGCGCCGAUAAGUUAGAGGGGUUCAGAAAACAGCAGGAGAACUUUGUGGGGUUAAGUUUCCCCUCUAUAAGUGGAUCUGGACCUAAUGGGGCAAUUAUACACUACCGUCCAUCUGAAGAAACUAACAGGCAGCUUAGUCUUGAUGAACUAUAUCUAAUAGACAGUGGAGCUCAAUAUAAGGAUGGAACCACUGAUGUGACCCGAACAUUGCAUUUUGGAAACCCUACAGAGUAUGAGAAAGAAUGUUUCACCAGGGUUUUAAAAGGUUCAUUUAACAUUAUUGUUCUAGGUUUAGAUUACGCGCACGGGACCGGUCACGGUGUCGGAUCAUUUUUGAACGUGCACGAGGGACCCAUGGGAAUAUCCUAUAGAUAUAAUUCUAACGAUCAAGGUUUGGAGGAAGGAAUGAUAUUAUCUAGGUUUGGAGGAAGGAAUGAUAUUAUCUUUGUAGAGAAAAAGUUCCUGACGUUUGAUCAGCUAACUCUGGUUCCUAUUCAAACCAAGCUUAUUCUUCCUGGACUCCUGACUGACCAGGAGACAGACUGGUUAAACAACUACCAUCAGACAUGCAGGGACAGGGUUGGUCCACUGCUGAAAGAAAUGGGAAAAGUAGAAGCUCUAGACUGGCUGAUCAAAGAAACUCAACCUAUUGGAUAAUUUAGUGGAUUGUUUGAUCACAAAGUAAUUCAAAAAAUUGUUUAAAUUGUAAAAAUAUUA
Molecule: messenger RNA, 1906 nt
Organism: Eurytemora carolleeae
Lineage: Eukaryota; Metazoa; Arthropoda; Copepoda; Calanoida; Temoridae
Gene: ApepP
Product: xaa-Pro aminopeptidase 1
Exons: 22
Coding region: 26-1846 (606 amino acids)
Molecular function (GO): metalloaminopeptidase activity
Source: RefSeq, a predicted model, not a curated record